Molecule: messenger RNA, 306 nt
Organism: Capronia epimyces CBS 606.96
Lineage: Eukaryota; Fungi; Ascomycota; Eurotiomycetes; Chaetothyriales; Herpotrichiellaceae
Exons: 2
Coding region: 1-306 (101 amino acids)
Source: RefSeq, a predicted model, not a curated record
AUGUCUUCAGAACAGCCCUCGGACUCCCAACCCUCAAUGCUCGGCGGGCACGUCAAGUACGUCCAAGGCGCCGUCUCGUCCGCUUUAGGCUAUGAAUCGGGCCAACAAACGAAGGACGCUGCCGUGCACGAGAUGAAAGAUGCAAAGGCGCAGUCAGAUGACCAAAGCCCGCCCACUCAGUCUACGGUGCUCGGCAGUAUCGAGAAUGCCGUAGGGAAGGUCACUGGCUGUGAGGGCCUAGUCGAAGAAGGACAGCAGAGGAUUCCGGAGAAGAGAGGUGUUGAAGAGCAGAACGGUACUGGAUGA